Messenger RNA from Drosophila sechellia, 2110 nucleotides. RefSeq lists its product as uncharacterized. The transcript has a single exon. Bases 1423 to 2049 code for a protein of 208 amino acids. The record is from RefSeq and is a predicted model, not a curated record. Lineage: Eukaryota; Metazoa; Arthropoda; Insecta; Diptera; Drosophilidae.
UUUCAACAAUUCUAGCACCUAUUUGGGCAACCUUCUUUUUGGACACGACCUUUAUCCAACAUGUUUAUAGAGUCUCCCGUAAAAUUCACUUGCUUAAUAUUUAAUUGCUUGCUUAAAUGCGGUUUGCUUUGCUGGUUUCGCACUGGUCUUUAUGUUGAACAAUUAAUGAGGCAGGAAUUUAAGUGUAGACAAAUUAAUAAAUGAAUAUUUCACGAGCUCAAACUUGUGCCACGCAAAUUUCAAUCCCUUAAAUAGAUCCUUAAUCCUGUUAAUUAUGGGCAGGAUUGACUUAAAUUCUGGCAAAGUUUUAAUGAGUUUAACAGCAAGGUAUCUCCAUACUGUUUAAUAAUCCGUAAUCGGCUUAUGUGCGCAGGAUUAAUAUUAAUUAAAGUUUUGUUUGAAUUUCCUGGCAGGAACCCCAUCUGCGAAUUUCGCUCUAUAUGUUUUUGCACAAUUUGAACGAAACGUGGUAAUGUAAGCAGAUGGGGCGAAACCAAUAAGUAUUCCUCAACGGCUGACUGUUUGUCCUUCCAUAAGAUUUAUUUGCUCCAAUAACAGCCCCAUGGAAAUGAGCAAGGACCCAAAAGAGAGAUGUCGAGCAGUGCGGUGGACAAACCACAAGACUUUGUUUUGUCGGAAAUUGAAAAAUGGGCUUAGUCCUUAAGGCUGUGUGCUGGGUGGCCAGCAAGAAGCAAAAGUAGAUGGCCAAAAAAUGGAAUGACAAAUCUUGGCAACCGCAAAAGCCCCACACUCCACUCUUGCGUACGAAAAACGUUUGGCUUAAAAAUUCCAUUUAGCGGCUUAUUAUCAUGCUUCAUUUCUCAAAAUUUGUCCUUAUUUGAAAGUGCCCACAAAAGUUGGCAACGUCCUGGAAUCUGUGAGCCAGGUGAACUGUGAGUUUGGCAUGUGAGACUUGUCGGCCGGCCAUUUUGCAUGAUUUAAAUCAAAAUGGAAUCGCAGCUCGCAGACAGAUGUUGCAUGACGAUGUCCUGUAGCGCAGUGCAGGCCGUCUGGGUUGGGUAAUUAAAAUGUAUAUUUAUGACAGCGACUUAGCGUCGUAAUUAUGAUUGCCCUCCGACAAUGUCAAACGCAGCCAUCAGCACACUUUCUGAGACUUCAUAUAUCUUGAAUGUUCUCUCAUUUUUCUUACUUCCUGCUAGGGCCUAGUAAAAUAAAAUCUUGUAUGUAUCGAAAUAUAUGAGACUUAGAUGUCAAGCACUACAAAUCUCCUUAAUUCAUUUUAGAGAUGAAACACACAUAACUCGAUCCCUAGUGCUCACUGAUGUAUCGCUCAUUUCAGCAAUCCAACUCAAUAAAAUUUCGUAGUAUUCAGUGUCUGCGCCCUUGGCAUACAUAGCGUGGCUUUUGAUUUUUAUCCUGCAAGUUAUUACUAUAGAAAAAGGAGCUUUGUGCAAACUAACGAUGCCUGGACAAUACAGCAAAUACAAGUGCACUCGAUUGAUAAUGACGGUGCUCCGGUCGUAUCUGAGCAUACUGUACCUAUGGGGAAUUUUGCAAUUGGCUGCCAUCACUCCGAUUCCCUGUGAGAUCUGGGACACAUCAUUCUGGUUCGCAACAAGGUCCUAUAAAGUUGCCUACAAGUCGUUUUUUACUAAUGAUCUGACGAUGUCGUUGUGUGUUUGCAUUAUGAUUCUCGGUGUGCUGAUCAAUCUGUACCAAUGCUGUCGCUGCAGACUACUUGGAGCCCGAAUUUGGACAGCAGGAGUGGCUCCGCCGCCCAUAUAUAAACCCAUUUUGAUCUUGACGAUACCCUAUAUCUCAGUCUUCGUCCUUACCUGGCUAAUCACCACCAACGCCACGUAUCGGGGCAUCAUCUUUGUGGCUCAGAGUGAAGUGGGUGACAUAAGCGGCAGGGCGAUCUGUCUAUUGGUCAUCGGUCUGCUAAUGAAGCUUCUAGUUUUGGCCAAUUUCUACUCGGUUUGCAUACGCAUCUGGGCGUACUUGAAUAUCUUGAAUAUUGGCUCGAAUGAAUGGCUUGAAAACAACUAUAAUUUUGGCGAUCACCUCAAUUUGUUCUUUUGCGUUUGAUAAGUUGUGUAUAUUUUUAGCGAAAAAUAAAAAUCCCUUUUCUCCAGCAUAACUGAAGCGA